CAGCGUUAAUCAUAAUUACUAGAUGAUUUCGAGUGGGACCCAGGGUGAAGAACAACUCCUUUUGUUUUCUCUCUCUCUCGAAGAAUUUAUGAAUCAUAAUCACGCAUCAUCGUCUUCGUCAUCACCAACUUCUUCACCAUCAUCAUGAAUGUUAAAACUUCCAUAAACAAAUCCUUCCUUGUCCCCUUGUAUUUUUCUAUCUAAAUCCCUAAAACCACUCAAAAUCAUCCCUCUUUCUCUCCUCCCCAUUUUCCCCAACGCUUGAUUCGAAUUCGUCUCUCUCGUUUUCUGUUGUUCUACCAAUUGAGCAACCCUAGAAUCAUUCUUGUGUACCUACCGGAACCGAGUCUUCUCUUCUUCCGUGGCACAUCUUUCAAAGUUUUAAACCCCUUUUCCCCUAACUUCUUUUCAUUUUUCUGUUUUUUUCCCGGGAAAUUUUCUCUCUCUCUCUCUAUUUUUUGUUUCUCUCGUCAUGAUCAUUACUUGUCAAGUAUGAUCCUUUAUUAGGUUUCUUUGGGGCCGAUCUCACUUUUUCUGUUUCUCACCCUCUUCUCUUCGAAGGCCCUUGUAAACCCUAGAAUCUCCUCUUUUCAAAUUUAUAUGUUCUGUUUCUUCAUCUUCAGGUUUAAUCAUUCAAUCUAUCUCUAGGGUUUACCGGGUCAAGUCUUAGGAUCUGUCUCUAUCCAUACUUCAUCAAAGUUUCCGUCUUUGGUUCUAAUCCAUGGCGUAUCAUUCGAUUCCGAGCUCUGGGUUUCAUUACUUGAAUUCUCCUUUUGGUGACACAACCUUUACUAAAGUCUUUGUUGGUGGCCUUGCCUGGGAGACUCAAAGCGAGACUCUUCGUCGGCAUUUCGAUCAAUAUGGUGAUAUCCUUGAGGCUGUCGUUAUUACUGAUAAGAACACUGGUCGAUCCAAAGGUUAUGGCUUUGUGACUUUCCGAGAUCCAGAGGCUGCUAGGAGAGCCUGUGUCGAUCCAACACCUAUUAUAGAUGGCAGACGAGCGAAUUGUAAUCUCGCUUCUCUUGGGAGAUCUAGGCCUCCAAUGCAAUAUGCAGUGAUACCCCAUGCUCCUGGACGGGUAAGACCUCCUUCCCCAUAUGUUGGAAGUGUGCAGAGUCCUCGCGGUUUGCAUUUUGGAAGCCAUCCGUAUCACCAACCCCCUACUUAUAACUACCAACAAGGAGUGGUGUACCCUUAUGGGGUUACACCAUAUGGACCUGACUACAUGUACUCACAGUCUCAGGGUUUCUAUGGUCCUUACAUGGGUCAACAGUACCUUCAGGUUUAUGGAGUACCUGGGGCAGUUAACUCACCGGGUUAUCAAUAUGGGCAACUGAGCCAUACUAUUCCUGGUGCUCACGGUUAUACAGCGGGUCAAGGUUAUUCACAUCCAGGAAGUCAUGUUCUACAGCUUGGUGCCACUUCACCUAUGUCUGCUAUUCAAUCUCCAUACCCUUCUCCUUCAGCUCCAACGCACCAACGUGUCAUCGUCCAGACUCCUCCUCAGUAUAUACAGAGUAGCGGUUCUGAUCAGACAACAGGGUGAUCAACUUAGUAAUCCUUAAAGAUUGCAGAAAAGGGAAGAAGUCCAGGACAAAUGCUACUCUGGCAGGCUUCCUGUUUAAGCUUAGCACAUUAUUUAUUUUCGCAUUCUAGAGGUAUUAAGUAGUCUUGCUCACUGAAGAAGUCAAAAAAGGGGGAAAGGAGAAUGGAAGUUUCAGGGUUUGUGCUUCUGUUAUCUUUAACCCUCUCAUCCUAUGUAUAUAGCCCACAACAAGCUUGAUGGCAUAAACUAUAUGAAUAGUUUCACCCCGGAAACAAGGGUUUUCGCGGUAAACUGGUAGGAAUAAGUUUGGUGUACAAAGAAAGUUCAUAUAUAUAUAAACACAUACAUAAAUGCAUAUAGAAUGGUGGAAUCAACAUCUGAUUCUUUUGGGUGGUAAAAGUAGUCUUCUUACUACACACUCUCUUAAGGCAUAUGAGUGUUGGUAAUAUUACUAGGUAGAUUCUCACGUCCUCUUGAGUCAAGUCCUCUGCAUUGUAAGUAAAAAAUUAAUGACUAUGGAGCUCACUUCAGCUUCUUUGUCUGUGCAUAAAUUUUAGCUCCAGGAUUCUUCUCUUUUCUAUGUCUGUACAGUUUCUAGACUGAUAAAUUGUUCUUCUCAAUUGUUUCUGUCUAUGACUCCUAUCUUCUACUCUGAUUCCUCUGUUUAUACUCCAUUUAUCACUUCGUUUACCACUU
This is a messenger RNA of Arabidopsis thaliana (thale cress), 2242 nucleotides long. RefSeq names its product RNA-binding (RRM/RBD/RNP motifs) family protein. The transcript is spliced from 7 exons. The record is from RefSeq and is marked reviewed. Bases 722 to 1546 code for a protein of 274 amino acids. Lineage: Eukaryota; Viridiplantae; Streptophyta; Magnoliopsida; Brassicales; Brassicaceae. Gene Ontology annotation, molecular function: nucleic acid binding; RNA binding.